Blastomyces gilchristii SLH14081 is the source of this 1030-nucleotide messenger RNA. RefSeq names its product NADH dehydrogenase (ubiquinone) 1 beta subcomplex 7. The coding region runs from base 192 to 455 and encodes 87 amino acids. The transcript has 3 exons. Lineage: Eukaryota; Fungi; Ascomycota; Eurotiomycetes; Onygenales; Ajellomycetaceae. Gene Ontology annotation, cellular component: mitochondrion. The record is from RefSeq and is a predicted model, not a curated record.
CCAGAGCCGCAUCACGCAGGAACCACAGGAAACAACAAAGGGAGAGAGAGAGAGAGAACAAUUAAUCGGCUUGACGACGGCAACGCAGUUCAAGAUACAUACACACAUACACACAUACACACAUAUACACAUAUACACAUACGGAAACACACGCAGCGGUUUCUGCUGAGAGGUAGUCAGGAGCUGCAAUCAUGGCACAUGCCGAGGCUGUUAAGGAUGUCAGGCCUGCGACCAGAGAAGAAAUGUCCCAGGCUAGAUUACCUCUUGCCUACCGAGACAGCUGUGCACAUCUCCUAAUCCCACUGAACCGAUGUCGAUAUGAAGAAUACUAUCUGCCUUGGAAGUGCGAGAACGAGAGACAUUCCUACGAAAAAUGCCAGUAUGAGGAGUUCAAGCUGCGGGUUGCGAAGAUGGACGAGCUGCGGGCAGCCAAGGGUGGUGCCAGGAGCAAUUAGACAUUAGAGGGGGGGAUCUGGAGUUGCUGUUUGCGUGUUUUCUGUUUGCAUUUUCCACUAUCCUGAGCAUUAUGUUGAGAAUUUCUCCAUUGGAAAAAUUGUUGCUGUAUUGUAUAUAUAUAGUAAAGACUUUCUUUUACUUGAUACCUUUUUUCCGUCCAAAAGAAAAGAAUCAUAAAUAAGACUUAUCUCGUCGGACCUUGUUGUAUAUUCUCAAUGCAGUAUCGCAACUCUCUUGCGCCAUGCAACUAACUCCAAUGGCGGCGAUUUGUGGCCAAGAGCGAAGACGGAGGAUAUUUAUAGCGACCAACGCGAUGGGCAUACAUAUACUGCGUCAAACCUGCCUGUCAGCCAGCAUGGAUAGUAUUACUGGACUUUUAUUGGGCUUCAAAGAUCGUCCCAGAUUACGUAGGAUUAUUAUGAGGUUGAUCGGCUCUAGUGACACCCAACCAACUUCCGAUUAUAAGAGAAGCAUGCUGUACAGCGUAUUAAAGUAUUAAUUAUCCCGCCGUGUCCCGCCCGGAUUCGAACUUCAGCCCGCAUCCCAAUGGCUGAUUUAUAAGCAGGAAGCGGAG